AGGAACUGGCGAGAAAUCAUGAAGGAGAUUGUUAAAGUUCCUCAAGUUUCGGGCAAGUUGACGUUCCCCAUCUCCCUGAAACAGCCGGGUCCAAGGGGAUCACUUAUUCAGUGCUAUAUAAAGAGAAUUCAUGGCAGUCAAAUUUACCAUCUAUACCUUGGGUUAAAUCAAGCUUCGAACGAAGAUGGGAAGUUCCUUCUUGCUGCGAAGAGGUUCAGGAGGCCAACUUGCACGGAUUACGUCAUCUCGUUAAAUACCGAUGAUGUAUCAAAGGGAAGCAGUACCUAUAUAGGAAAGCUAAGAUCUAACUUUCUCGGGACCAAGUUCACUGUCUACGACGCCCAGCCAACUAAUCCCGGGAGGCUUCUCAAUUCAAAACAAGCGAACCCUAGAAGAAUCCCGGCUGGCAACUAUCCCAUAGCCCAUAUCUCAUAUGAGCUCAACGUCUUGGGCUCCAGGGGGCCGAGGAGGAUGCAAUGCACGAUGGACGGAAUCCCAGCGUCAGCCAUGGGACCAGGAGGAACAGCUCCGACUCAGACAGAGCUUCUCCACAGUAAUGUGGAGAGUUUCCCAUCAAUUCCCUCGUUCAGAUCAAAAUCAACUCGGUCAGAGAGUUUCCCUUCUGACGAACUGCUGGUGCUGAAGAACAAAGCGCCCAGGUGGCAUGAACAGCUCCAGUGCUGGUGCCUCAACUUCAAUGGCCGAGUAACGGUUGCUUCUGUCAAAAACUUUCAGCUGGUCGCCUCCCCAGAGAACGAGAGCGUAAUUCUCCAGUUCGGAAAAGUUGGCAAAGACGUGUUCACCAUGGAUUACCAGUACCCGAUCUCGGCUUUCCAGGCUUUCGCCAUAUGCCUUAGCAGCUUCGACACCAAGUUAGCCUGUGAAUAACCCGAAAACUUGGAAAGUUUUCAUCUUUCUUUGUUUGUCAGCUAAAAGGAAUUAUGUUCGCCGUGGCAAAUCACUGGAGAAGAUUGAUUUAGGCUUUCAAAGGUCUGGUGGCUGGUCAUGUUACGAGAUGAGCUUUUGAAGAGAAGAGAGUGGAUCCUAUUAUGAAUAGAGAGGGAGAGAGUUUAGAUAUUUGAUUUGGGUCAGAUUCUAAUGGGCGUCUUUCUAAAAUUUGGUGUGUUAAAGUUCAUGGCUUCCGUCGUCGUUCUGUAUAAUAUCAAAUUACCUUAAAUACCCCUAACUUUCUUAAUAUUUACAACAAAAACCAGUGUAAACUGUU
Messenger RNA from Tarenaya hassleriana, 1225 nucleotides. RefSeq names its product tubby-like F-box protein 3. NCBI's taxonomy places the organism in Eukaryota, Viridiplantae, Streptophyta, Magnoliopsida, Brassicales, Cleomaceae. The record is from RefSeq and is a predicted model, not a curated record. The coding region runs from base 19 to 888 and encodes 289 amino acids. The transcript has 5 exons.